Messenger RNA from Adineta steineri, 4347 nucleotides. NCBI's taxonomy places the organism in Eukaryota, Metazoa, Rotifera, Eurotatoria, Adinetida, Adinetidae. The record is from the annotation of a GenBank genome assembly.
AUGAUCAUUGGCAUUUUUACAGUUUGUUUUUCAUCACCGAAGCCGUUAGGUAAAACGUGUACGUUUAUUUUGAAAUCAGAAGCUCCCAGUUUAAUUGUUAGUGAUUCUCAUCCGCAUUCUAUUGCUGUUGCUGAUUUUAAUAAUGAUUACCUUCCUGAUAUUGUUGUUCCUUAUUCUGGCACAAGUAGUUUAGGAAUAUUUCUUCGACAGGACAAUACUACAUUUAGAAAUCAAAUCACAUAUUCAACUGGUUCCAAUUCACUUCCAUAUGCUGUCUGUGUUGGUGAUUUCAAUCAUGAUCAACAAAUAGAUAUAGCUGUAGCUAAUUUUGGUGCUAAUAAUAUUGGUAUUUUUCUAGGGAAAGGUAAUGGUAGUUUCAUGUCACAAAUCACUUUUUCUACUGGUUCAUCUCGUCCACGAUGGAUUGCUGUUGGUGAUAUGAACAAUGAUAAACAACUUGAUAUAGUCGUUGCAAAUUAUGGUACUAAUGAUAUAGGCAUUCUUUUUGGAGAUGGUACUGGAAAUUUUGUAAAACAAAACACAUUUUCAACUGGUUAUGAUUCUAUUCCAUAUUCACUUGUUAUUUCUGAUCUUAACAAUGAUGAUAAACUUGAUAUUAUCGUUGCAAAUCAUGGUACUAACAAUGUUGGUAUAUUUUUUGGACAUGGAAAUGGUUCAUUCGAAAGCCAGUUCAUAAUUAGUACUGGAUUUAAAUCUCAACCAUAUUCAGUUGCUGUUAAUGAUUUAAAUAAUGAUAGUUACAUGGAUAUUGUAGUUGCUUGUUCUGGUUUAAAUACAAUUGAUGUUCUCUUAGGCUUUGGAAAUGGAAGUUUCACAAUACCAUACAAAUAUUCAACUAAUAAUAAUUCAUUUCCAUUAUCGCUGGUAAUUGGUGAUUUUGAUAAUGAUAAUCAACUUGAUAUUGCUGUUGCAAACUAUCAGGGCGGAAGUGUGGGUAUAUUUUUUGGAUAUGGAAAUGGAGUUUUUACAGAUCAAAUGAUAUUCUUCAGUGUUAGUUACAAUUUUAAUCCAUAUUCUAUUGCUGGUGGUGAUUUCAAUGGUGACAAUCAAUUAGAUAUUGCUGUUGUCAAUUACGAUUACAACUAUGUUGAUAUUGUUCUUACAUAUCGAAAUUAUACUUUCUUAAGUCAAAAUACCUAUUCAACAGGCAAUGACAGUAGUCCGGUUGCAAUCGCUGUUGCUGACUUUAAUAAUGAUAAGCAACUGGAUGUUGUCGUCGCCAAUUCUGGAACAAAUACUAUUGGUAUAUUUCUUGGGUAUGGCAACAGUACUUUCUCACCUGAAAUAACUUAUUCAACUGGAGACAAUUCUCUACCGAAUGCAGUUAUUAUUGGUGACUUUAAUAAUGAUCAGCAACUGGAUAUUGUCGUCGCUAAUUCUGGAACGGAUAAUAUUGGUAUAUUUCUUAAUUAUGGUAAUGGUAUUUUCUCAAGUCAAACUAACUAUUCGACUGGCAACGGGUCUACGCCGUAUGAUGUUGCUACUGGUGAUUUUAAUAAUGAUGGACAGCUAGAUAUUGCCGUUGCUAACUAUAAUGGUUGGAAUAUAGGUAUAUUUCUAGGAUAUGGCAACGGUACUUUUUCCAGUCAACAGACCUAUACAACUGGAAAUUACUCUGCACUUUUGUCUAUUGCUAUUAGUGAUUUUAAUAAUGACAAUCGAUUAGAUAUAGCUGUUAUGAACUAUGGAGGUGAAAAUGUAGGCAUAUUUCUGGGAUAUGGCAAUGGUACUUUUGCACAUCAAAUCUACUUUUUUGCUCCAGCUGCCACUGGUCCAUUUGAUCUUGCUAUCGGUGAUGUGAAUAAUGAUGAUCACCAAGAUAUAAUCGUUACUACUCUUUACGGUGAAAGUAUGCUUAUUUUCUUGGGAUACGGUAAUGGAACAUUUGCCCAUGGAAAUACAUAUUCUACUGGUAGUGGUUCUCAACCAGUAUCAAUUGCUGUUGGUGACGUAAACAACGACAAUCAACUAGACAUCGUUGUGGCCAAUUGUUUCAUUGGCAAUGUCCUAGUAUUUAUUGGAGAGGGUGAUGGAACGUUUUCUAAUCAAAGAACUUAUUUAACUGGCAACAAUUCUUGUCCAAAUGCCGUCGCUCUUGGUGACUUCAAUAAUGACAACAUUCUAGAUAUUGUCGUUACCGGUUUUUUUACGAAUACAAUGAGUGUUUUUCUCGGAUCUUCUUAUAUGACUGGUAUAGUUGAACAUACAUAUUCAACUGGAUCUUCUCCAUAUCCACGUGGUUUAGCUCUUGGUGAUUUCAAUCAUGAUGGUCAAUUAGACAUCGUCAUUGCUAACUAUAACUUAAAUAAUGUAGGAGUACUUUUAGGAAAUAUAAAUGGAACAUUUCCAUUACAAACAGUAUUUUCCACUGGUACCUUAUCUUUUCCAACUUCAGUUGUCGUUGAUGAUCUAAAUAAUGAUAACGAAUUAGAUAUUAUUGUGGCUAAUUCUGCAACUGAAAAUGUCGGCAUUCUUUAUGGAUAUGGAAAUGGUAGUUUCACAAAUUUAAAUAUGUAUUCAACUGGAGUUGGUUCUAUUCCACAAGCAGUAACUACUGGUGAUUUCAACAAUGAUAAGAAAGUUGAUAUUGUUGUUAUUGAUUCUGGCACUGAUAGAAUACUAACACUUAUCAAAUACGAUACUGGAAGUUUUCGAAAACAAGUAACAUUUUCCACAGGUACGGAUUCUGCUCCGGACGCAGUAGCUGUUGCUGAUCUAAACAACGAUGGUUGGUUAGAUUUCGUGUCAGGCAAUUCCGGCAAUAACAAUGUGGGUGUUUUUCUAGGACUGGGCAAUGGUACUUUUUCCAGUCAAACAAUACAUUCGACUGGAAUCAACUCGUUGCCAUAUGCGGUUAUUAUUGUUGAUUUGAACAAUGACAGUUAUUUGGAUAUAGUUACUGCCAAUUAUUGGGGUGGCAAUGUGAGUAUUUUUCUUGGAUAUGGUGCUGGUACGUUUACAAAUCAGACGACUUUUAAUACUGGUCAAUUGUCUGGUCCGAGCUCUGUCAUCAGUGCAGAUUUUAAUAAUGAUAGUCGAUUAGAUAUUGCCGUCGCUCUUCAACUCUCUGGUCAAAUGGGUGUUUUAUUAGGACACGGGAAUGGUAAUUUUUCUGAUACAGUCACCUAUUCAAUUGGCAAUAAUUCUUUUCCAGUAUCAAUCGCUACUAAUGAUUUUAACAACGACAAUCGAUUAGAUAUUGUCGUGGCCAAUUAUGGCUUUAGCAGUAUAAGUAUCUUUUAUGGGAACGGUGAUGGUACUUUUUCUAAUCCAACUAGUUAUACAACUGGCAAUGGUUCAUUGCCAAGGGACCUUGUUGUCAGUGAUUUUAACAACGAUGCUAUACUAGAUAUUGCAGUUGCCAAUUCCGGCACCGGAAAUAUUGGUGUGUUUUUUGGAAAUGUUAAUCAUAGUUUUUAUGAUCAAAUAACUUUUUCAACUGGUCAUGGCUCUAGUCCGUUGGCAUUAGUCGUUGAAGAUUUUAACAAUGAUAAUCAAUUAGAUAUCGCCUUUGUCAGUUUCGGUACCAAUUAUUUAGGUGUUCUUCUUGGAUGUAUUAAUGGUACUUUUUUUGAUCCAUUGACCUAUUCAACUGGUGAUAAUUCUCAGCCUAAUUUUCUCGGUGUUGGCGAUUUUAACAAAGAUAAACGUCUCGAUAUUGUCGUCGCUAAUUCUGGUACGAAUAAUAUAGGUAUGUUUUUUGGAUAUGUUAACGAAGGUUUUCUAAAUGCACCAGCUUAUUCGACUGGAUCUUCUUCUCAAGUGACUUCCAUAGCUGUUGGAGAUUUUAACAAUGAUACUCGAUUAGAUGUUGUCAUCACCAAUAAUGCUACAAACAAUGUUAAAGUUAUAUUUGGAUCAGGUUAUGGUACUUUUGUCAAUGAUAUAACAUAUUCAAGUGGCAAUGCUUCUCAACCGUGUUCGGUUAGUGUUGCUGAUUUAAAUAAUGAUAAUCGAUUAGAUUUUGUCGUUGCAAAUUCUGGUAUUAAUACCAUUAGUAUUUUUCUUAGCAAUGGUACUGGUACAUUUUCAAAUCAAAUCACUUACUCUACUGGUGUUAGUUCUCAACCAUAUUCAGUUGUUAUUCUUGAUUUUAAUAACGAUACUCGAUUAGAUAUUGCUGUUGCUAGUUACGGGACUAGUAAUAUCGGUGUAUAUUUUGGUUAUGGCAAUGGAAGUUUUAUGAAUCAACAAAUAUUCUCUAGUGGUUUUAAUUCACAUCCAUUUGCACUUGCUAUUGGUGAUACAGACAAUAAUCAUUUAACUGAUAUUAUUGUAACUAAUAAUGGAUAUGGUAAUAUAGAUAUUCUUAUGAAAACUUGCUAA